Pteronotus mesoamericanus is the source of this 788-nucleotide messenger RNA. It is a transcript of the gene PPP1R1A, whose product is annotated as protein phosphatase 1 regulatory inhibitor subunit 1A. Gene Ontology annotation, molecular function: protein phosphatase inhibitor activity. Gene Ontology annotation, cellular component: cytoplasm. The record is from RefSeq and is a predicted model, not a curated record. The transcript has 7 exons. Lineage: Eukaryota; Metazoa; Chordata; Mammalia; Chiroptera; Mormoopidae. Bases 161 to 670 code for a protein of 169 amino acids. Gene Ontology annotation, biological process: intracellular signal transduction.
CGCGAGCUAGGAGCGCGGAGCCGGGAGCCCGGAGCCGAGCGCGCCGGGCUGGGGCCGGAGUCGGAGGGGAGCGGAGCGGAGAGGCAGCGCGGCCGCCCCAGCCCCGAGUCCCGUCGCCUUCCCUCCCGCCGCAGCGCGGGCCAGCGGCCGCCGCCCAGCUAUGGAGCCGGACAACAGCCCCCGGAAGAUCCAGUUCACGGUCCCGCUGCUGGAGCCGCACCUUGACCCGGAGGCGGCAGAGCAGAUUCGGAGGCGUCGCCCCACCCCUGCCACCCUCGUGCUGACCAGUGACCAGUCAUCCCCAGAGAUAGAUGAAGACCGGAUCCCCAACCCACUACUCAAGUCCACUUUGGCCAUGUCUCCACGGCAACGGAAGAAGGUGACGAGGACCACUCCUACAAUGAAAGAGCUCCAGAUGAUGGUUGAACAUCACCUGGGGCAACAGCAGCAGGGAGACGAGCCUGAGGGAGCCACUGAGAGCACAGGGACCCAGGAGACCUGCCCACCUGGGGUCACAGAAGCGGAAUCAAGGCUGGGCGCCUCCAAGAAAGUACAAAAGCCUGCAGAAUCCACCCCAAAGACUCAGGAGAGGGACAGUGAGAAACCCAGCACAGAGGACCCUUCAACCCAUAUACCACCAUUGGAUUCCCAGGGAGCCAACUCGGUCUGAGAGUGAAGGGGAUAUCCUGGAUACACGACUGCAGUUGGGAGUGUGUGGACACUGGAUUUGUUUCUUAUUUCUCCACUUUUGGGGGGAAAAUCUCUUGUUUUUAAAAAGUGAUAAAUUU